Cynara cardunculus var. scolymus (artichoke) is the source of this 663-nucleotide messenger RNA. RefSeq lists its product as uncharacterized. Bases 1 to 663 code for a protein of 220 amino acids. NCBI's taxonomy places the organism in Eukaryota, Viridiplantae, Streptophyta, Magnoliopsida, Asterales, Asteraceae. The transcript has a single exon. The record is from RefSeq and is a predicted model, not a curated record.
AUGGGAGAUUUCAACUCUAUGUUAUUUCCUCAUGAUGGGUUUGGAGGGUCUUCACGACGUAAUAUUGAUAUGUCUGAUUUUUUUGCGUGUGUGGAGGAUGUCGAAAUUUUUGACAUGCAAUAUACUGGUGUUCAUUUUUCUUGGAAUCAAAAGCCGAAUUCUGUAGGGGGAAUCAUGCGAAAACUUGACAGGGCUAUGGCUAAUGCUGAAUUCACUACUAAAUUCCAUGAUGCUACUGUUCAUUUCCAUCCUGCUGGACUUUCGGAUCAUUCACCGGUGGUUCUUUCUUUUAAAGGUGGUUUACGGAAAACGAGGUGUGGGUUUAAAUUUGAUAAUUUUAUGGCGGAGCACCCGGAUUUCCUGAAGAUUGUUAAGGAGGAAUGGUCUACUUAUGUUGAGGGGACUUUUAUGUUUAAGGUAACUUCCCAUUUAAAGGCUCUAAAGGUCCCGCUUCGUAGGCUUCGUAAUACUUUUGGUAAUCUUGGCAAGAGGGUUUCUUUUCUAAAAAUUGAGUUAGACCGUGUUCAACUGGAUUUUGAUAAAAAUCCCUGUAAUGCUGAAUUGGGGUUGGAACUUGGGCAUCUUUGUCUUGCUUACCAGAGUGCUUGUUGGGAUGCGGAGUGUGCUGCUAAGCAACGGGCGAAAGUUAAGUGGUUAAAUUAG